This is a messenger RNA of Theobroma cacao (cacao), 1368 nucleotides long. RefSeq lists its product as uncharacterized. The record is from RefSeq and is a predicted model, not a curated record. NCBI's taxonomy places the organism in Eukaryota, Viridiplantae, Streptophyta, Magnoliopsida, Malvales, Malvaceae.
CCCAUUAACCAAACAGAAAAAUUCUCUCUCUCUCUCUCUCUCACUCUCUCAAGCAUGUAUGUGGAGCCCAGUGUAUGAUCUUUCGAUCUUCAGCUGUAAAAACCAUAAAAUUCAUGGAAACUGAACUUGAUAAUGAUGUUCAACUUGAACAAACUGAUAAUGUUACUCGUGGUGAGGUGUUAGAUGAUUCAACUGAUAAGGGGCAUCAGCUUGGUAAUGAUGUUCAACUUGAACAAACUGAUAAUGAUAUUCGUGGUGAGGUGUUAGAUAAUGCAACUAAAUUUGAGUACCAACUUGGUAAUGAUGGAACAAUGGCCGGAAGUUCUGUUCAAUAUGGCUCCCAGGUUGAAGAAAAUGAUAAAAUAACUCUAAAUUCUUCUGGAGUUCAGUUAACUGUGGUUGAAGGGGAUGAACCGUAUGUAGGUCAGGAGUUCGAAAAUGAAGCGGCAGCACAUGCAUUUUAUAGUGCGUAUGGCAUGCGGAUGGGUUUCAUAACCCGUAUGAACUAUCAUAAUCGAUCUAAAAUUGAUGGAUCCAUUGUUUCUCGAGCACUUGUAUGUAACAAAGAGGGUUACCGAAAGCCUUAUAGGCGUGAUGUGAAGAAUGUUAGGUCACGGGCACCUACUAGGGUGGGUUGCAAAGCAAUGAUAUCUAUAAGGAAAAUGAGUACUGGAAAAUGGGUCAUUACAAAGUUCGUAAAGGAGCACACUCAUCCAUUGGCUGGCUGCCAGGCUCAAAAGGCAUUGAUCUCCAAUCAAAUGCCAAAUGAAGACAAGAGAGUUCAAGAACUAACUCAACAGCUUCUGGUUGAAAGAAAGCGCUCCGCUUCACUUAGAAGAUUCAUAGACCUUCUAUUCAAUCACAUUGAGGAGCACACACAGGGCCUAUCAAAAAGGAUCCAGUACAUAGUAGAUAGCGUGAAUAAGAUUGAAUCUGAAGGGAAAAAUAGAUAGUGUGAACAAUAUUGAAGCUGGAGGGGCUAACCUUCUGAACCUCAGGUGUGUGCUUGUCGGGCCAAUGCAUUCUUGUCUGUUGAUGUAGUGUAGAGUUGCAAGAUUCUAUUCAGUGUUUGGCAGGUUUCUCCCUAGAGCUAACCGUGCCUCAAACAGUUUGAUCUCACGUACGGGGAUUGAAGGUCAAUGCACAUCUUUAACCAAAGAUGCAUUGUAGGAAGAAGGUAAGGAAAGACCAAAACACAUUUGUAUCAGAGCAAACAAAAGAUUUCAACAUCUUAGAUCCUCAAUUGUUUAAAGAAUGUUUCUUGAAAGGCACAAAAGAAUAUAAGGAAGUAAAUGUCAGAGAUGAUGAGUGAAUGCAUUUUUGUACCACUUCCUGCUCUGUUUUAUCUGAUUAAAUUUGUUCCUGUAA